GUCGUCGCUUCAUCGCAAGUUGUCAGAGCUGCUUUAGGGAACGGGUCAACUCAACCGACUGAGGAGGCAAAAAGGAGCGAGGUUGCGGUGGCAGAGAGAGCCAGAGAUUAUGUCCGAGGCUACUGCCUUUGUGAGACAGAAUGGAAGGGAUCCUCGUGACCACUUCCUGGUUCAGGCUCACUGCAGAAUCCAGUUUGGUCAAAACCAGGGCUAGAGGUACAGUUUUACACCUCGAGAUGGACCACAAUCCUGGGACAAAAGACGCCAUGGACCGGACCGACUUGGUUUCUGAGGAUGGAAAGAACAGCAAGUCUGUCCUUUGUCAGCGAUGCGGAUCUAAGGUGCUGUCCCCGGGAAUGGCUGUGUUAGCAGAGAAAGAGUUUAUCCUACCGUCCAUGCGGAAAAAAAGCAGCAUCGGCGCCACAGAGGGCUCAGUGGACAGGGACACAGUAACAGCCCACUGGUUAGUGGGGGAUAUGUUCGAUUUUGAGAAUGUAGGCUUCACUAACGAUGUGGGGAGAAUCAAGUAUCUCAUCUGUGCAGACUGUGAGAUCGGACCAAUCGGCUGGCACUGUUUGGAUGACAAGAUCGGUUACUAUGUUGCUUUAGACAGAGUGAACCAUGCUUAAUUUUAAAGCUUAACAAAUCAUGAAAUGGUGAAAUAGAUGAAUGCGAGCUGGCUUUUAAUGAAUUUACUUUAAGUGCUGACCCGGAAAGGCACCCAUGAAAUUCGUGCUGUACAUGUCAAUACUGUUUUCACUUACUACACAGACAGUAGUAUCAUUAUUGUGCUUUAAUAAAAAUGAUCACUUUCUCAAAUUUAAAAGGAUUUUCUGUGUGGGACCUUACGGUCAAGCUCACUUAAAUUAAUAAAGUCGCACACUGAACCAUGUCCCCUUGCAUAAAAUCAUUAUAUCAAAUGUAAGAGGGCAGAUUAUUUCAUUCUGCACUUGGUGUUGUUAUAUUAUGCAAGUGGUCAUGAUGUUGUGGGUUGUUGUUGCAGUGUUGAUUGCCAUUUCUAGCCAUGGUUGGGUAGGAAUAUAAAUAUUUGAAACUACAACCACAUUAAUAAACAACAUGGAGGGAAAAAAAGUGAGUUAAAAUGUUUUUUUUAUUGUCUAUGUAAAAAUAUGUAUAUAGCCCCUGUAUCAUAUUGGUUACAGGCAUAGACUUCACAAUGAUAUUGACGGGACACGGGGUGGGGGGGCCGAUUAAUAGGGAGCCUGCAUUGUUGGCGUGGCAGUCAAAGCUGACAGAGUGGAAUCACAGACAAACUUUUUUCAUUGAAAAUUCUUGUGAAUAAAUGCUUCUUAAAUCCCUGAAUUUAUUAUAGCUAUGGAAGUAAAACGGUCUUGAUUCUUGGUUGAAAGCACACAAAAAAAAUGCAAUUAGCAUUUAUUUUACGUAAAUAUGUCGAAGUAUGAUGCUAGUCUGUUAGUCAAUGUGGCGGCUGCCAUUUAUAUACAGAGCUUUUCCGGUGAAGAUUCUUGUGAAUAAAUGCUUAAUUCCCCAAAUUCUUUAUAGAUAUGGACGUAAAACAGUCUCGAUUCUUGGUUAAAAUUAAAAAAAAAACGUGCAGUUAGCAAUUAUUUUACAUAAAUAUGUCGAAGAAUGAUGCUAGUCUGUUAAUCAAUGUGGCGGCCGCCAUAUGUAAACAGAGCUUUUCCAAUGAAGAUUCUUGUGAAUAAAUGCUUAAUUCCCCAAAUUCUUUAUAGAUAUGGACGUAAAACAGUCUCGAUUCUUGGUUAAAAUAAAAAAUAAAAAAAAGUGCAGUUAGCAAUUAUUUUACGUAAAUAUGUCGAAGAAUGAUGCUAGUCUGUUAGUCAAUGUGGCGGCCCCCUUAUGUAAACAGAGCUUUUCCAGUGAAAAUUCUUGUGAAUAAAUGCUUAAAUCCCUAAAUUCUUUAUAGAUAUGGACGUAAAACAGUCUCUAUUCUCGGUUAAAAGCAAAAAAACGUGCAGUUAGCAAUUAUUUUACAUAAAUAUGUCGAAGAAUGAUGCUAGUCUGUUAGUCAAUUUGCCGGACGCCAUAUGUAAACAGAGCUUUUCCGGUGAAGAUUCUUGUGAAUAAAUGCUUAACUCCCCGAAUUCUUUAUAGAUAUGGACGUAAAACAGUCUCGAUUCUUGGUUAAAAGCAAAAAAAUGUGCAGUUAGCAUUUAUUUUACGUAAAUAUGUUGAAGUACAAUGCUAGUCUGUUAGUCAAUGUGGCGGCCGCCUUAUGUAAACAGAGCUUUUCCAGUGAAAAUUCUUGUGAAUAAAUGCUUAAAUCCCUAAAUUCUUUAUAGAUAUGGACGUAAAACAGUCUCUAUUCUCGGUUAAAAGCAAAAAAACGCACAGUUAGCAAUUAUUUUACAUAAAUAUGUCGAAGAAUGAUGCUAGUCUGUUAGUCAAUGUGGCGGCCGCCUUAUGUAAACAGAGCUUUUCCGGUGAAGAUUCUUGUGAAUAAAUGCUUAACUCCCCGAAUUCUUUAUAGAUAUGGACGUAAAACAGUCUCGAUUCUUGGUUAAAAGCAAAAAAAUGUGCAGUUAGCAUUUAUUUUACGUAAAUAUGUUGAAGUACAAUGCUAGUCUGUUAGUCAAUGUGGCGGCCGCCUUAUGUAAACAGAGCUUUUCCAGUGAAAAUUCUUGUGAAUAAAUGCUUAAAUCCCUAAAUUCUUUAUAGAUAUGGACGUAAAACAGUCUCUAUUCUCGGUUAAAAGCAAAAAAACGUGCAGUUAGCAAUUAUUUUACAUAAAUAUGUCGAAGAAUGAUGCUAGUCUGUUAGUCAAUGUGGCGGCCGCCUUAUGUAAACAGAGCUUUUCCGGUGAAAAUUCUUGUGAAUAAAUGCUUAACUCCCCAAAUUCUUUAUAGAUAUGGACGUAAAACAGUCUCGAUUCUUGGUUAAAAGCAAAAAAAUGUGCAGUUAGCAUUUAUUUUACGUAAAUAUGUUGAAGUACAAUGCUAGUCUGUUAGUCAAUGUGGCGGCCGCCUUAUGUAAACAGAGCUUUUCCAGUGAAAAUUCUUGUGAAUAAAUGCUUAAUUCCCCAAAUUCUUUAUAAAUAUGGACAUAAAUCAGUCUCGAUUCUUGGUUAAAAGCAAAAAACGUGCAGUUAGCAUUUAUUUUACGUAAAUAUGUCGAAGUACGAUGCUACUCUGUCAGUCAAUGUGGCGACCGCCAUUUGUAAACACAGAGCUUUUCUGGUGAAGAUUUUUGUGAAUAAAUGCUUAAAUCCCUUAAUUCUUUAUAGAUAUGGACGUAAAACAGUCUCGAUUCUUGGUUAAAAGCAAAAAAAAAAAAAAAAAAAAAGGUGCAGUAAGGAUUUAUUUUACGUUAAUAUGUUGAAGUGCAAUGCUAGUCUGUUAGUCAAUGUGGCGGCAGCCUUACAACUCACUUUUUACGUUGAAAAUUCUUGUGAAAAACGAAAAAUAUAAUUACCUUGAAUCCUUGAACAAAUCACUGCUGAGACAAUCCUUCCUGUUUGUAUGCGGUACAGCUUUCAUACUUUCUCAACAUAAAUCCGGCAUUGGAUUGCUACAUGUUUCGCUGCGACUGACUGCGAAUAACUAAAGCAGAUUGUGGGAUGGCCCCCUACUUGAAGGCGUGGCGCAGUGAAGGUCGAAUCUGACCUGUCACUAUCGUUAUGAAGUCUAUGUUACGGGGUCACUAAAUGUCAGAAAAUGUAUAAUGUGUGCGUGUGUUGGUGGGGCAUGUUUUGUUUGUGAUGUUAGAUGAAAGUAAACUGUAAACCACUUGUGAUCGUCAUCAUUGACAUCGCCAUGUUAUACACAUGUAACCCACUGUAUAUCUAUUGUCAUAGCUGUACGUGUAACCUUUCAACUUGUGAUCAUAUUUGUCGCUUGUUCGCUUUGAUGCUGUUAUCAAAAGGUUAGUUCACGCCCUUUUGGCUAAAAUCCACCAAUCGGGGAGAAGACGACGAUGCUUUUGUGCAACAGUUGACCAACAGGCAACGGAUAAAAUGAAACAAUUGAUGGAUACAAUACGGGAUUUGAUUUUAAUUAAAUAUGUUUCAAUCCAAAAUGACAAGAUUUUAAAAAACAGGCCUACCAAACCUACCAACCAUAUACUAUACCUACCAAACACGCCGAAUAAUACAAAAGCAUUCAUGUAUCUGGUUGUCAGUAUUUCAACAUAUUUCUCUAAUAUUUAUAUUACUGUAAUAGGUAUGAAUGGCCUCCAUGUCUUGAUAAAACAUUUGGCAUUCAAAUAUUAAAAGAAACAGCUGAACUAUGAUUCGUAUCUAUCCAAUCAGGGGUCUCCUUUAGACCAUUUAAAAACAAAGAUCCGGUUGUGGCGGAUUGAUAUAUAAAGUGAGUUCGAUUUUGAAAUUGCAUAGUGUUUCCAUUAUUAUGUCCAGCCGGGCGGAGUUAAACAGCUCCAGCACUUGCUCGUGAAACAGAGAAUCGGUCAUGUCUCAUGGUGUAUAAAUCAAACAUACACAACAAGGGAGUAAUCGCCUGUACGUUUUCCAUGGCCCUGUUGUAGGCAAACCACGGAACUAAUAAUCCUUAAAUAGAAAUUAAAUGGUUAAACUUAGCUAAAGUUAAUAUCGUACGGUAUUGAAAUAACCAAGUAG
Messenger RNA from Corythoichthys intestinalis (scribbled pipefish), 4573 nucleotides. It is a transcript of the gene rabif, whose product is annotated as RAB interacting factor. The record is from RefSeq and is a predicted model, not a curated record. Gene Ontology annotation, cellular component: membrane; cytosol. Gene Ontology annotation, molecular function: zinc ion binding; guanyl-nucleotide exchange factor activity. The coding region runs from base 141 to 629 and encodes 162 amino acids. The transcript is spliced from 4 exons. NCBI's taxonomy places the organism in Eukaryota, Metazoa, Chordata, Actinopteri, Syngnathiformes, Syngnathidae. Gene Ontology annotation, biological process: post-Golgi vesicle-mediated transport; small GTPase-mediated signal transduction.